UUUUUAACAAAUAACUAAUUUUUCAUUGUUUUUCUAUGUAAACAUGAGCUUGAUGGACAUGUUUGACCAUUAAGUUUGCCUCUUGCUCUGCUCUUUAUUUAUUUAUGCUCGUAAAGCUGCUUCGCCAAGCGCGCACUUGCAGUGUUGCCCUGUCCACUUACAUGCACCUUUGGACUUGUGUUAUUUUUUCCAUAUUUCCUCAGUUUCACAGACAAGGCUCAAGCUAGUCCUAGACUAAAAUGCAUGUUUGAGCUGUUUUAACUGAAAGCAACUUACUGACAUAUCUUAAAAUAUGUCACUGCCAUUGUUUUGUCUCAAGAUGCACACCAGUAAUGAUAUUUUUUAGUGUACAGUUAUAAAAGAAACUUAAAUAUCUUAAUUGAACCAAGGUCUAAUCCUGGCUUAGGCUAAGCCCUGUCUGUGAAACCGGCCAUUAAGUGGUUAAGUGACAAUUUAGUUCAGUUGGAAUGUGUACAUGGCCUUUGUGCCAACUGGGGUGGGUAGCUACGCCCUUGUGUGCCCUUUCUAGUUUCGAAGGACUGUGGUUAUUUGAUUCAAACCAGAAGGCGGGAACUGAGCGGAAGCUGCUUAUCCUUUUAGUGCUGCAGAAUAACAGAACUCGACGAGCGAAACUAAGAAAGAAGAUGAUGCAUCAAAAUGCACGAGAAUGCAUUGGGACACAUUUUGAAGGACAGCAUUUGAGUCUGUCAGAUCUGAAAGAAAAGCCUAAUAUAGAAAAUGGGUACCUGUAUAAAGACAACAUUCCUGCUUAUCCUGAAUCUGUGGAGUUCCAUGUCCAGAAAGUGUCUCAUGUCACUGGAGAACAAGGUCUUAGGGGUAUUUUUCUCAAUUCAGGCUUCAGACAGCCGUCGGAGCUGGUGGCUAGUGAUCAGCACCAUUUCCUCUGGUGGGCUUUAUCAGUCACAUCUGAUGACAUAUCCUCAGCUGAAGAGCAUUUUCUCACAUCCUUGUUCCCUCGUCGAAGUGCCGCCCAAAUUCGCAACCAGCCGCCCGUCCUUGAGCAAUUCACCAGCUCAAAGGCCUUCAAGAAAGAAUCUUGCUAUGGAAACUUCUGCUUCACUUUUUCACUUAAGGAACUUCUCUGGCACUAUGGCGAGCAGUUCUGUGGUGGCCGAAGUCCAGUCCUGCGUGUUUAUGAGACUGUUCUCUACUCAAAAGAGAUUCAAUAUACGGUUGUAGUGCAUCCUCAUUACGUAAAUAUUUAUGACCAUUGUCCUCGACUUCCAAAUCAUGGUGAUGGUGUUUGUGGAUACAACGGUGGGGCCAUGUGGUGGCGCUGUCAAUCCCCUGCUGAAACCUACGAGAAUGAGCUUGAGGUGAACAGUUUUGAAGGAAGUGUUAGUGUGAGCCCUCAUCACAAAAUAUACUAUGUGUGGGAUCAUGUGUGUAUAGCUUUCCACAUGGAGCCGGGGUGGGUGCUGCAUGUAGACCAGGACAGGCUGUUUAAAAGAGUGAAUGUGUGCAAAAUGUGUAAGCCUUAUCUUCUGAGAGCCCCAGACACUAAUUUGAGUUUACACGAUGCUGAGAGUAAACUAGAUGAUCUUAAAGCCGGUGUUUGGAGCUAAGCACACCAUGCAAAUAUUACAUUCACAUGGACUUACAGAGAAUAAUUAUGCCACGAGCCUAUGCAACAGUUAUCCUAAUUAUGUUUAUCUAGUUGCAGAUUAAUCUAAUGUUUUUUUGUCUUGUUUGAUGAUUUAUUAAUGCACCUUUGCAGUAAUCUUUAUAAUUAAGUGAAGAACGGAGCACAUUUUAGCAUUCAUGCAGAAACCUAGAUAAUGAUAUGAUUAGCUUUUUUUUUAUAAUAUAAUAAACUUUUCUGUAUUAGAUGUAUGUUCACAUUGGAUUUAGAACUUUUGUUAGCUAUUUUACAGAGUUAAAAAUGAAUGUACUUUUAAUUCUGUCCACCAGAGGUCUGUAACUGAUAUCUGGUUUUAUUGCUUUGUCCUGUCAGUAAUUUGUCAUUUUUUAUUGCAAUAAAAUCUCUUCAGCUCAAA
Molecule: messenger RNA, 2018 nt
Organism: Megalobrama amblycephala (Wuchang bream)
Lineage: Eukaryota; Metazoa; Chordata; Actinopteri; Cypriniformes; Xenocyprididae
Exons: 2
Coding region: 468-1586 (372 amino acids)
Source: RefSeq, a predicted model, not a curated record